Messenger RNA from Thyridium curvatum, 1536 nucleotides. RefSeq lists its product as uncharacterized. The record is from RefSeq and is a predicted model, not a curated record. The transcript is spliced from 4 exons. Bases 1 to 1536 code for a protein of 511 amino acids. Gene Ontology annotation, molecular function: oxidoreductase activity. Lineage: Eukaryota; Fungi; Ascomycota; Sordariomycetes; Thyridiales; Thyridiaceae.
AUGGCUGCUCAUUCGAUCAAGAAGAAGAGAGUCGCUGUUGUCGGCAGUGGAUCAGCUGGCAUCGCGGCGCUCUGGGCACUGGGUCAAACGCCUCACGAUGUCUACUUGUACGAGGCCGCAGAUCGGCUCGGCGGCCAUACUAAUACCGUCGAGUGGAAGCACAACGGCCAAACCACCAAUGUUGACACCGGCUUCAUCGUGCUCAACACGGCCACCUAUCCGAACUUUAUCAACUUCCUCAGACAAGUUCACGUGGACACAGUACCGACCGAGAUGACCUUUGGCGUCUCGAGGGACCACGGACUAUUCGAAUGGUCGGGCACCAGUCUUGAUGCUGUCUUCUGUCAAAGAAGGAACUUGCUUUCGCCCCGGCUAUGGCGGAUGAUAUUCGACAUCAUUCGCUUCAACCAGUUCGCCCUGGACCUGAUCCGUGAUGAUGCGGCCUCCAAGACCAAAUCCGACAUGACCAUCGGCGAGUAUCUGGAACGUCAAGGUUAUUCAGACGCUUUCCGUGACGACUACCUGAUUCCCAUGACCGCGGCAGUCUGGAGCACUAGCCCCGACAAAUGCUCGCUCGAAUUCCCAGCCGUGACGCUGGUACGGUUCAUGUGGAACCAUCACCUGUUGUCCACAGUUGCCAAACGUCCAGACUGGCUCACCAUCCCAGUUGGCUCCAAAGCGUACAUCGACGCAGUAAUGAGUCGAUUCCCCAAGGAAAACGUGUUCCUAAAUACUGCAGUCUUAUCUGUGUCGAGUAGAGAAGAUGGGAAAGUCAUACUGCGGUUUGCUGGCGGCGUCCAUGAGACCUUUGAUCAUGUCAUCCUUGCGACGCAUGGCGACCAGGCUUACUCCAUCAUCAACGCCGAUGCAAGCGAGGAGGAGCACGCCAUCAUGUCCGCGUUCCAGACCUCGGAAAACACGGCAGUCCUGCACUCGGACCUCUCACUCAUGCCUGCAUCGCGGAAAGCGUGGUCCAGCUGGAAUUACCUGACACUCUCGUCUCCCGAGAGCUCAAGUGGCAGGAUAGACCAGGUCUCGCUGACGUACAAUAUGAACAUUCUCCAGCAUAUUGACAGCAAAACAUUCGGCGACGUGCUGGUGACGCUCAACCCGCUCCAAGAACCAGACCCGAACAAGGUUCAGGGACGCUAUUCCUACGCUCACCCGUUGUACAACAGUGCAGCAAUCAGGGCGCAACAGCGUCUUCCACGGAUACAGAACAAGAGAGGCAUCAGCUACGCGGGUGCCUGGACCAAAUACGGGUUUCACGAGGACGGGUUUACCAGCGGCCUGUAUGUCGCUCAAGAGCACCUCGGGGCUGUCCUGCCUUUUCAAUUCGUCGAUUCUACGUUUAGCAGGGGACGGGAGCCCAAAAUAGGCCUCGCAGACUUGGUCUUGAGAGCUGCCGUUGUGGUGAUACAAGUGUGUCUCAUCAAUGUUCUCGACUGGACCUGGGGCAAGAUCACGCACAUGAGGCCCGCUCGAGUUGGAUGCACUAUCGACAGGCUCCAAGGCAGGGAUCAGAAACAGAUGUAA